Messenger RNA from Nezara viridula (southern green stink bug), 1200 nucleotides. The record is from the annotation of a GenBank genome assembly. Lineage: Eukaryota; Metazoa; Arthropoda; Insecta; Hemiptera; Pentatomidae.
AUGAGACCACCAAUAGAAGAGUCGCAACUUCUUGAAGGUAUGAGCGUGGUACUCCUGAAGACCACAGGACUUUGGAAUGCCAUUAAUACUUAUCUUACAACAGGACGCAGAACCAUCGGCUUGAAUAUUCUCACAGCAUAUUCAAUUUUUUACGCUCUGCCAUACGUAUUGUUUCAAAUGAUCAGUAUGUUCGUCAUUCGCGUCAAUGUCGAGAAAUUGACCUUUUUAUUCUUGAAUAGUUUUCCAUGCAUCCAAGUAUUUUUGAAAGUUUCCGUUUUUUGGUACAGGAUAGAAGAACAAAGUGAUAUAUUUACCUUGUUAAAACAAAAUUUUCUUACUUGUAUACCUUCGCACAAAAUGAUGAAAGCUAAUGAAAUUUAUAGAAGAUGGGCGAGACUCUCGAAUAUAGCAUGUGUUAUGGCAUUCGCUAGCAUGAUAUUGUGUAUGUCCAGCUGGAUUUUGGUGCCUGGAAUCGAUGGAGUGGACGAUACUGGAGCAGUAUCUAAGAAGAUACUCGGCGGUUGGUAUCCAUUUGCUUUCUCAAGACCUCCCUGGAACGAGAUUGUUUUCUAUUACGAAAUGGUUUUGAUGUCGACUCAUGGAUCUCUGAUAUCUUUGUUCGAAUGUGUGAUGAUCCAGCCAUUGCUAUGUCUGUGUGCACACUUCACCGUACUUGGCUACCACAUAUCUACCCUCAAAGCUGAAGAUGUCGCCUACAGCAAAACUAAAAACCCAUCCAAAUACAUGAAUAGCGAAUUGAGAGCCAUUCUCUUAGACUACGAGAUGCUUCUAAGGUAUACAGCUGUAAUGCAAGACAUCCUUAAUCUGCUUGUGACAGCAAUAUUAGGCACAGGAAUUGUAAUUCUCAUCAUAGGCGUUUUGCAGUUUAAGUUUGGGACGUUGGAUCCAAUGUUCGUAUUUCAUUUCUUGACGUUUCUUUCUUAUCAGGCGACAGAAGUGUUCUUAAUUUGUACCAGUUCUUCUGCUCUACAAACAGCUAGCUCGGAUAUUUGCUUCGCUAUAUACAGCAGUGAUUGGUACCUGGCAGACAGGGAAUACGCAAGAACGGCACAGAUGAUAAUGGUCAGAACUUUCAAACCUCUCACCCUUACCGCCAUAAAGAUGUAUCCAGUCAGCGUGGAAAUCUUAGUCGGACUCUUCCAAUUCACAUAUACCGCAGCUAUGGUACUGUCCAAAUGA